AGCAGUCUCUGAUCGUUCCUGCUGAUGUGAGUGUCCGCAUGAUAAAACGUCAAACUCUCUUCUCAAACUCAAUGAACACCACAUAGAUGCGGGCAGACAAACGCAAUCUAACACAUUCAAUUUCGGUGUGCUACUUGACAUUCGCGUUUUCGGUUCAUGCUUUCAUCGGCAGUACGGUUUUGUUCGUUGACCUAGUAGGCCUCGCGUAUACGCACGGCCAUAAGCGCGCAGUAGGCUCAGAGUGCUGAACGCACAGUCGACGACGGAACAGUGACGACAGGUGGAUUUUGGGUACGCACUUCCGUCAUAUCGAAAACAACACCAAGAUGAGUGCCGCACUGGCGAUUGUUAUGGUCUUCGUGGGAUGCUGCAGCAAUGUGGUGUUCCUGGAGCUGCUAGUCAAGGUCGAUCCCGGUUCGGGCAACCUAAUCACUUUCCUGCAGUUCCUUUUCAUCGCACUGGAGGGUUUCAUCAAUACGUCCAAAUGUGGCACCGUCAAGCCGCGGAUCGGCCUUCGGGACUACACCAUCCUGGUGGCGAUGUUCUUCGUGGCCAGCGUGUGCAACAACUAUGCUUUCGAUUUCAACAUACCGAUGCCAUUGCACAUGAUCUUCCGGGCAGGAUCGUUGAUAGCCAACAUGAUCAUGGGAAUCGUUAUCUUGCGCAAGCGAUAUGCUUUUUCAAAAUACCUUUCGGUGGGAAUGAUCUCCGCGGGAAUUGUGAUAUGUACCAUAAUCUCCGGUAAGGAAGUCAAGAGUACCCAAACAAUGAUUACCGAAGAGGAAGAGGACCCGAUGACCGUGUUCUUCUGGUGGGCGCUGGGCAUUGCGCUGCUGACGCUAGCCCUUUUCGUCUCCGCUCGGAUGGGAAUCUACCAGGAAGUGCUGUACAAACGUUACGGAAAACACCCGAAGGAAGCCCUGUUCUACACGCAUCUGCUGCCGUUGCCAUUCUUCCUGCUCCUGACCACUAACAUCUGGGAUCAUAUCAAGAUAGCCAACGCCAGUGAGUUGUACGAACUGCCGAUCGUGAACAUCGGAGUUCCAAUCAUGUGGGUGUACCUGUUGGGUAACGUACUGACGCAGUACCUCUGCAUCAGUUCCGUGUACGUUCUGACGACGGAGUGCACUUCGUUGACCGUGACGCUGGUCGUAACGCUUCGCAAGUUCGUCUCGCUCCUGUUCUCUAUCGUAUACUUCAGCAAUCCGUUCACCAUCUACCAUUGGAUCGGAACGAUACUGGUCUUCACGGGAACGAUAAUUUUCACCGAAGUGGUCGACAAAGUGCGACAAGCGAUAGCCCCGUCGAAACAAGCCGUGGCAGUUGGAGACAAAAAGGCGAACUAAAAAUGGCGGUUUGUGAUCAACAGAAGCUGCAGAUGCUUAUACCGUUUGCAAUGGUGCUCCCUAAGGGAUUGUUCAGGGUUGUUUUUUUCCGAAUUUUACGAGUGUAACAAACACCCUAUUUUUAAAUAUUUCACUCGACUUCUGCCUUUGCAAAAAUGGAUAGCAAUAAUUUGAACCACGCACGGAUUGUUUGAAGUUAAGUUUCCAAUUUUCAAACCAAAAUGACGAAUGUCUAGGAGAAGUGAUAGCUACAUGAUGGAAGUUAGAAGAGAACCAUAUACAAAAUGCAAUUGCAAAUUGCGCUCAACCUAGAAGAAUUAGAAGAUGAACAGAUGGCUUAGGAAUAUUACUUUCUAAAAUAAGUGGUAAAUUACGUUUACCUGUUGAUAAGGGACUCACUUCACAAAUACGAAUCACUAUAGGCUACCCAGGUCGAACGAUAUCCACUUACUUUUAACUCACAUACAGCUUACCAUGGUGCUCAGCUGAAGGGCAUCAUACCUCGUUGAGAACGAAGGGCAAUAGCCUGGCCAGUUUCAGUAGUAUUCAUCGUAUCGUACACAAAGUGUUGAACUAGACCAAUAAAACAUUAUUUCCAUAA
Messenger RNA from Aedes aegypti (yellow fever mosquito), 1947 nucleotides. RefSeq names its product UDP-xylose and UDP-N-acetylglucosamine transporter (gene Efr). The transcript has 3 exons. The coding region runs from base 327 to 1346 and encodes 339 amino acids. Lineage: Eukaryota; Metazoa; Arthropoda; Insecta; Diptera; Culicidae. Gene Ontology annotation, biological process: transmembrane transport. Gene Ontology annotation, molecular function: UDP-N-acetylglucosamine transmembrane transporter activity; UDP-xylose transmembrane transporter activity. Gene Ontology annotation, cellular component: endoplasmic reticulum membrane; Golgi membrane. The record is from RefSeq and is a predicted model, not a curated record.